Messenger RNA from Gossypium raimondii (Peruvian cotton), 543 nucleotides. RefSeq names its product caltractin. Gene Ontology annotation, cellular component: centriole; centrosome. Bases 1 to 543 code for a protein of 180 amino acids. Gene Ontology annotation, biological process: mitotic cell cycle; centriole replication. The record is from RefSeq and is a predicted model, not a curated record. Gene Ontology annotation, molecular function: calcium ion binding. Lineage: Eukaryota; Viridiplantae; Streptophyta; Magnoliopsida; Malvales; Malvaceae. The transcript is spliced from 6 exons.
AUGUGUUCUAAUAAAUGUUUUGAUCACUUUCAUCAGUCUAGUAUUUAUAAAGAUACACCAGGGAAAGACAAGCAUAAGGGACGCCACCAUGGAUUAAGCCAACAGAAGAAGCAAGAGAUUAAAGAAGCAUUUGAACUAUUCGACACUGAUGGAUCUGGUACCAUUGAUGCCAAAGAGCUUAAUGUUGCCAUGAGGGCACUAGGUUUCGAGAUGACAGAAGAGCAAAUCGAACAAAUGAUUGCAGGUGUAGAUAAAGAUGGAAGUGGAGCCAUUGAUUUUGAUGAAUUUGUGUAUAUGAUGACUGCCAAAAUUGGUGAAAGAGACACUAAAGAAGAGCUUACGAAAGCAUUCCAAAUCAUUGAUCAAGAUAACAACGGAAAGAUAUCUGCCCAAGACAUUGAACGCAUAGCAAACGAGCUUGGUGUAAACCUGACUAAAAAAGAGAUUCAAGACAUGAUUGAAGAAGCUGAUAAAGAUAAUGAUGGAGAGGUAAGUAUGGACGAGUUCAUGAGGAUGAUGAAGAGAACAACAUAUGGAUACUAG